Dimorphilus gyrociliatus is the source of this 3049-nucleotide messenger RNA. The record is from the annotation of a GenBank genome assembly. Lineage: Eukaryota; Metazoa; Annelida; Polychaeta; Dinophilidae.
UUUUAGUUGGGGGAUAAUAUCAACCAAUAACAAACGAUUUCAGAAAGAGAAUAUCGCGAGAGCGUUCUAUCGUCGAUUGCUGGUUAAGCUUGGAGUAGAGUCUUCUCUUUCUCAAUUUGUUUCCUAACAAGACAUCUGCAAUAGAAGGAAGAGAGGAGAAAAGAAGAGAAAUCAAAAAUUAUUUUGCCAUUUGUACUUUUUAUUGCCAAAAUCAAGAAUCAAAAAGAGAUACGAAAAGUAUUGCACUUGUACAAACAAUAUAUAUAAUUUGCUGUUGGCCAAAAAUAUUCUUUUUGAAUUUUUGUUAUCUACUACCAAGAGGAAAAGCGAAAGAGAGAGAGAGGGAGGGAUACAGAGAGCCAAAGAGUAGAGCAAAGAUUGUGUGUCAGUAAGUAAAAAUAAGAGACAGGGUGAAGGACAGAGCUGGGCAAAAGGAAGAGGACUGGGAGAUAAAAGGAAAGAGAGGGAAUUAUUGAAAGCUUCUAAUAGGAUGAGAAUGACAAAACUUUGGAUUUGAUAAAGAAAAAGCGAUAUAGUUUGGUCGUUUUAUUUAUCCAAUAAACCUUAAAAUCAAGGAGGAAAGGAAGGAAGGAAAAGAGAAAGGAGAGAAAAUCGGUCAUUCACGUAAAAUGCCUCUGUCUGGAAACAACUCAAGUUUGGUUGAUAACUCGAAAAAUAAUUUUUACGGAACCCCGCCUGUUCAAAUCAACUAUCAAUCAACAGCAUGGAAAAUUCAGGCUAUGUAUCUUAUAUUGUGCCCAAUUGUGUUUCUAAUUGGUAUUGGUGGAAAUCUUUUGGCUACUAUUGUUCUUAGAUCAAAGUCUUUUCGAAAGGUGCCAUCAUCCAGAGUUUUAGUAGCUUUAGCGAUUGUUGAUUCACUUGUAUUGUUGGUUGGCGUUCUAAGAGUUUUCACUACAUCUGUAAGCGAAAAAGAAAUAAGAAAUGUAAAUACCGGUCUUUGCAAAUUGCAACCAUUUCUAGAAUUUUGGAUGACUCACUCAUCAGCAUGGCUCCUAGUUCUCGUUACGGGUAUGAGAGCAUUGAGUUUAAUAUCUCCACUAAAGGUUAAAGCUUGGAUUACGCAUCGGGUCGAGUGGAUUUCUAUAAUAAUUGUUCUUUUGGUUACAUUCGCUUCUAAUUCAUAUGUUUUAUUCGGUAUGAAACUGGAAAGUAAGACUAAAACAAUAAGAGUGUGCCACGACGGCUGGAAUAAAGGAUUGAGUGAAGCUAGAGAACUUUUCGAUCAAAUAUUCGGCAGUUUUAUCCCUUUUGCCUUUAUCCUGACGGGAAACUUGAUCAUCCUUUCCUUAAUGUUAAGAUCGAGGAGAACUCAACAGAAUCUAACGCAAGGUUCUAUAAAUAAAGAUCAGAAUAAGAUCAAGUCAACAACCAUCAUGCUUCUAACAGUCAGCUUUGCAUUUCUCGUAACGACUGCUCCAUUGCUCGUUUUCUCGAGAGAGUUUAAUAACAUUCAAGCCCGCAUUGGUCCAGAUAAUACUGGUUUGCUUUGGAAUAGUUUUCAAAUACUAUUCUAUUCUAAUUAUAUAUUGAACUUUUACUUGUAUUGUGCCUCUGGUAAAGCAUUUAGAUUAGCUCUUAUAAAAAUCCUAAGUCCUGAAAGUACAAGAAAAUUUUCGAAUGGUUCACACGGCCAAACACAAAACUGCACAGUAACUUCAAGGGGAAUUUAAUGUAUUUAUAAUUCUACAUCUAUAUAUAUAUUCACUUGUCUCCAGAUAACACUAAAUCACUCUAACAGCACAGUAUCAUGUCUGCAAAAGACACCUUACUACAAACUAUAGAUAACUCACAAACUACUUUAUCAAUAUUUUUAUAUCAUUGUUUUCUUUUCAUAAUUGAUGAAUUAGGUUACUGAUUUUUUAAUUCCCUUUGGUAUUAAUCAUUUUAUCUUGAACAGUAAAUAACUUUUUACCUUAAUAUUUUAUAUAUUCAGAAAAUUCAAUUGUUUGUAUUAUCGUUAACAGAACGCCGAGAAGUUUUGCUUCUUUUUACGUUUCCUUUGUUUCUAUGUAGUUUUCCUUGUAUUUCUCUUUUGUAAUUAUUGAAAAAAACAAGAGCUAAACUAAUAAUAAGGGUUAUUAUAAACAUAUGAAAGAGGAUACAAUGUAUAUAGUAAAAAAGGUUUUGAUAAGUUUCUUUCAGUGCCAAAGAUUUUUUGUUUUGAGUUAAUCAACGAAAAACUCGUACAGAAAAAGCUUAAAAUUGCUUAGAGGGAUCUGGGUAUUGACGAUAAUAAUUGAUGAAUAUACGGUAAUAUAUUACAUACAUGUAUACUUUAUUAUUAAAGCUAGAAGGCAAAUUUCGUACACGCAAACGGUAAAUACAGAGUAUUAUUGAUACUGUAUGUAUAUUAUAUGUACAUAAUCUUUUGAUUAGUAGAGAGAAGGAUCAGCAUUCAGUAUAAGAAUAGAUUUCACAAAGAAAGGCAAAGUUAUUAGUAUUUUUUGUAAAUUAUUGAAAUUAUAUCUGAAAAGCACUUCCCAGUUCAACCAUAUUAAUAAAUCAUUUGUACUUAUUACAAUUUACCAACACUGAAGCAUGAAUUAUUCAUAAAACUAGAUCUAUAUUAUCUCAGUGCAAACCAUUAAACUGAACAAAGUUUAAGGAAUGCAUUAAAAGUACUUGUACAACCUUUUUGAAUUAUUCAAAACGUUCUUAAUUAAACUUUGGCGUUUACGUGACAUAAAAUUCAAUGUUAAAGUUUCCUUACAAAAAGUUGCGAAAAGUAAGUCAAGUAAGAUAAACAAAUGAUCAAAGUAUUUGUUACAACAUUAAAAUUUAAAUAAAUAAACAAAUAAAUAAAUAUUGUAUAUGAUGUUUUUUUAUAGAAAACGUAUUGUUGUUGUUGUUGAAAAAAAGUAAAUACACAGUAAUAUCUACUUUAUAAAAGAAGAGUAAUUGCAAGAGAAAACAUCACGCAGACAUUCCCUUCUCCUAUCUCUUUGAUACUUUGAUACUUAUUUUCUUUUUUUUUUGAUAUAAUCAAUAAAUAAACCAAAUCAUUUGAAUUGAAAUCACUGCGAAUGGA